AUGAAUGGUAGAAGUGAUGAUGUUGGUGGUGGUAGUUGUGGUGAUAGUAGUCGUAGUAGUAGUGAUGGUGAUAGGAGUGCACAUGAAAAAUCGAUUAGUUAUGAUGAUGAUGAACAAUAUUAUCCAAAGAAUAUUAAAUAUCAUUCAGUAAGAUCAUGUUAUUUCGCUACAUUAUUACGUCUUGUUAGUAUAACAAUAUUUUUUGUUAUGCUCAAUAUAACAAUUGUUUUUUCACAAUCAUCACAAAUUCAACAACAACAAAAAGAUCAAUCAUCAUCAAAAAUUCUUGAUAAAAAUUCUCAAGAUCUUUUUGGUGUAAAUACUAUUAAUGAUGAAGAUCAGCAACAUACAAACAAUCGUCGAGAUAUUCCGUUAGAAUCUUCUAAUUCAUCAUCAGUAAUUAAUUCGACUUUAACAACUAAUGGUAAGGUACCUAGACGAUUAACAUAUGAAAAACGUCUUAUACGUGAUUUACUUCAUAAUUAUCCAACAAUUUAUGCACGUCCAAUACGAAAUGUAUCUCAAGCAUUAACUAUAACUUUUGGUUUAACAUUUACACAAUUAUUUGAUCUUGGUUCAACUGGUCAAAAAAUGCAAACAAAUACAUGGAAAACAUUUACUUGGUUCGAUAUGAGUUUAGUUUGGGAUCCAAAAGAGUAUGGUGGAUUAGCAACCGUAUGCUUACCAGCUGAUUCGAUCUGGACACCGGAUGUUGUUCUUUAUAAUUAUGCUGAUGAACGUUUAAAAGAUUGGCGUGAAAUUUCAGCUGUUAUACAACAUACCGGAGAAGUAUUAUACGUACCAGCAACAAUGCAAUUUAGUAUUUGUUUUCUUGAUAUAACAAAUUUUCCUUUCGAUUUCCAUCAAUGUUCAUUAGUAUAUCGUUCAUGGACAUAUGAUCGUAGUAAAGUUGAACUUGAAUUUAAAGAUGGUAGACCUAGUAUGGAUAUGACAGCAUAUAUAGUUUCAAAUGAAUGGAAAAUCGAUCCACUUGAAGCAGAAAAAACAGUAACAAAUGAUACAUUUUCAUUAUUAACAUAUUCAAUGAUUAUUCAACGAAAAGGUGGUCUCUAUGGUUAUAUUUUAAUAUUACCUUGUUUACUUUUAUCUGCAGCAACAAUGGUUGUAUUUUGGAUACCACCUGAAUCACCUUCGAAAAUGAUUUUAACUGUAUCAAUUUUUUCUGGUCUUUUUCUUUUAUUACUUCUGUUGGCUGAAUCUAUACCGGGUGGCGGUGGUACUCCUAAAAUUGGUUAUUAUUAUUGUCUUAAUAUGGUUGUCGUUUCAGUAACAGCCGUCCUUGCUACUAUAGUCAUACAUAUUUAUGUUCGUGGUGAUCGACGUCAAGGAAUACCUCCAUAUUUACGUAAAAUUUUUCUUCACUAUCUUGCUCGUUUAUAUUGUAUGGCUCCAAAAGUACCUCCAUCAUUAUCUAAUAAUGUUUCAUCUCGUCAUGGUCCACCAUCACCCGGUGCUCUUUUAUUACCUGAACAAAUUUUUUUAACACCACAUUAUCAUGAAGAAGAAUUUUCUAAAAAACUUAAAUUACUUAAACAACGUUUUCAUGAAUAUCAUCGACAACAAAAAAAACAAGGUUUAAUUCGUGAAGCUAAUAUUACGAAUGAAACAAUGUCAGCACUUAAUGUUAAUUUACGUUCAAUUGAAAAUGAUUUAAAAGAAGUUCGAGAUUAUUUAAGACAUAUGAAAAAAAAAGUUGAAAGUACUGAUGAAGCAAAUAAAAAUGCUGCUGAUUGGAAACAGGUUGCACUUGUACUUGAUCGAACAUUUUUCUUUAUUUAUUGUUUCUGGUUUGGUAUUUCUCUUGUUGCUAUGUUUCCUAAAACUGAUGUAUUUACACAUAAUUUACCAACAUUGAUAGAUACGAGUAAUACUACAAAUUUAACAAAUAAUCUUACAUUAUUGUAA
Molecule: messenger RNA, 1926 nt
Organism: Adineta steineri
Lineage: Eukaryota; Metazoa; Rotifera; Eurotatoria; Adinetida; Adinetidae
Source: the annotation of a GenBank genome assembly